AUGCUCCUCUCCAAGACGCUCGCUCUCUCGGCCCUCCUCCUCCCCCUCGCGCUCUCGUCGCCCCUCGUCUCUCGCCAGGACAUUACCGCCGUCGGCGACUCAGGCAACACCAACAUCAACACCCCCGUGCCCGCGCCUGUCGACGGUGGUAACGCGCCUGUUGACACUGGCAACAACGGUGCCCCUGUCGACACCGGCAUCGGCGCCACUCCGGACACUACGGGCACCGGUGCCACUCCCGCCAACAACGGCAACAACGGCGCCAACACCCCCGCCGCCGGCCCCGACACCACUGACAACGGCGCCAACACCGGUGCCACCCCCGGCAACACUGGCAACAACGGCACCCCCGCUCCGGCCCCGGCCCCCGCGGCUGACACCGGCAACGGCGGUGCCACCGGCACCACGGGCGCGCAGAACGGCGGCGCGGCCGACUCGCCCGCCCCCAACCCCGCCCCCGCUCCCGCCGCUACCGGCGGCAACGACAACACGCACGGCGGCGCAACCAACAACGGCGCCCACACCGGCGGCAACGGCGGUACCAAGGGCUCGCACGGCACCAAGGGCAGCAACAACAACGGACACACCAAGGGCACUCAGGCGGCCGCCACGCACAACUCGCCCGCCGAGGCCGCGACCCACAACUCGCCCGCCGCUGAGGCCACUCACAACACGCCCGCGGACAAGCCCGCCCCCGCGCCGGCUACCCACAACCCCGUGCCCGAGACUUACGCCCCCGCGCCCGCCACGCACGCGGCCCCCGCCGAGACGCAGCCCGCACCCGAGCCCAAGCCUGCCCCCCAGCCUACGCGCGCGGCCGACACUCCCGUCCCCGCCCCGCACACCAAGGCGUACGCUACCCCCGCCGAGGCGGUGGCCACCCAGCCCGCGACCGCCGCUCAGACCGAGGCCGCGACCGCCGCGCACACCGCUGCACACACUGCGCCCGCUGACCUCACUGUCGCCGAGGUCUCGGGCACUGCUGCUGCCUCUGAGGCUGCCUCCGGCUCUGCUAGCGACAUUGGCGCCCGCACGACCCUCACCUCCAAGGUCCCCCACUCCAAGGUUUCCGCGCUCGCGUCGGCGUCGGCCGCGUCGUACUCGGCCCUCUCGGCGCUCCCCCUCUCGUCGUUCUCGGACAUCCCACCGACCCUCACGCCCGUCAACUUCUCGACCUCGGCCCUCGCGACCUCGUUCUCGACCUCGUCGGCCACCCCCACCGUCGCGACCGCCACUGCCAACGCGCUCGUCACGACCCCCGCGACCUCGAACAUCCCCCACGCGGCCUCGGGCGCCCAGCGCACGGCGGCCAGCGUCGGCGCCGUCCUCGCGCUUGCGGUCCUUGCGCUUCUCUAG
Messenger RNA from Vanrija pseudolonga, 1356 nucleotides. RefSeq lists its product as uncharacterized. NCBI's taxonomy places the organism in Eukaryota, Fungi, Basidiomycota, Tremellomycetes, Trichosporonales, Trichosporonaceae. The transcript has 2 exons. The record is from RefSeq and is a predicted model, not a curated record. Bases 1 to 1356 code for a protein of 451 amino acids.